AUGGUGAACGCCACUUGCCCUUCUGUGCACCCAGUAGAAGCGCCACCGCCGCAGACCCAUGGAGAGCCCCAAAACCCGAUGCCUCAGGGAAGAAUGAACGACAUACCGGGCAUGCCGGGGACACGUGGAGGCCUGACCUUGCGCCUCAGCCAGUUCGUCUUCGCACUCGUCGCCGGCUGCGUCAUGACUUCCACCCAUGCAACCUCCACAUACACCAUCUUGCGCUACUUUGUUAAUGCUGUCAGCUGGCAAUGCUUAUGGAGCCUUUCUCUUGCCUUCGUUGAUUUAUAUGCCAUUUUAGUGAAGCGCAGAUUGCGAAAUCCCAAAGUUGUCAGCAUGUUUGCCGUUGGUGAUGGGAUCAGUUCCACAAUCACAUUUGCCGCAGCUUCUGCAUCUGCUGGUAUCUCAGUCCUCGACAGCAAUGAUUUUCACUCUUGUAUACGUGAUCGUUGCACAAGGUAUCAGGCAUCUACAGCUAUGGCCUUUCUGAGUUGGUUUGCUGUUUCAUCAUCAUUUGUUCUGAAUUUCUGGACGUUGGCAUCCAAGUCAAGUCAUUGA
Molecule: messenger RNA, 558 nt
Organism: Prunus armeniaca (apricot)
Lineage: Eukaryota; Viridiplantae; Streptophyta; Magnoliopsida; Rosales; Rosaceae
Source: the annotation of a GenBank genome assembly